AACUCAGCCUCCCACAGACCUGAUCCUCUCUAUCUCUCUCGCUAUAUAUAUCUCUAUAUCUAUAAAUAUCUAUACCAUAUCUCUCAAUUAUAUAUUAAUUGAGUGUUUAUAUAACCUACACAACACCUCCACCGCCAUUCCCUACGCAACUUCCCACCCCCUCCCCCGCUCUCUCUCCACUUAUAAACACCACCUCCCUCAUCCCUUCAUCUCCACCGCCUCAGUCUCUCACUCCUCACAAACACACACACACACAACAAACAAAUAACUCCUCUCUCUCUCUCUCUCUCUCUCUGAGAUAUGGCUCUUGAAGCUCUCAACUCUCCAACCACAGCUGCUCCUCCGCCGCCCUACUUCGACGACAUGGACCUCCACUGUCUCGAGCCAUGGACUAAGAGAAAGCGCUCCAAGCGUUCCCGCAGCGAAAACCCACCGACCGAAGAAGAGUAUUUAGCCCUCUGCCUUAUCAUGCUCGCUCGCGGCGGCUCCACCGCUUCCUCCUCCUCCUCCGCCGCAGCCACCGCCACAACUGACCGACAUACUUUAUCUCCUCCGCCACCGGCCUCCUACAAGUGCAGUGUCUGCGACAAAGCCUUCUCCUCCUAUCAGGCGCUCGGCGGCCACAAAGCCAGCCACCGGAAACUCGCAGCCUCCGCCGCCGCCGCAGCCACUACCUCCGACGACCACCCUUCGACUUCCGCCGCCUCCGCCACCACUCUUAACCCAAGUGGUCGGACCCAUGAGUGCUCCAUCUGCCACAAGUCCUUCCCCACCGGCCAAGCCCUCGGCGGCCACAAGCGCCGCCACUACGACGGCGGCAACAACAACAGCACCACCAAUGCCAACGGCGGCGCCGGUAGCGGCGUCACCUCAUCGGAAGGUGCUGGUUCGAGUCACGUCCACCGUGAAUUCGACCUCAACCUGCCCGCCUUGCCGGAAUUCUUCCCGGGGCUGAGAGUUGACUGUGUGAGAAAAAGUCAACUUUCCGGCGAGCAGGAGGUGGAAAGUCCUCUACCCAUGAAGAAACCUCGCUUAUCAUUAAUGUCCGAUUUGGAUUAAUUAAUUUAGAUUAUUAGUUGGAUUUCAAAUAUUUUUUUUUUUUCCUUCAUAAUUUUGAUGGGUCUGUGUUGAUAUAUUUGGCUUUGUAAAGAGAAUCAUUCACUUUGUGAACUCCUCUCUUAUUAUGUCUUAAUUCAUUUAUUCAUUCAUUUGGAAAUGAAAUUAUUAAUUACAACUAUAUUAAAUCAUGGGCAAUCAGUCAAUUAGAUGA
Molecule: messenger RNA, 1270 nt
Organism: Camellia sinensis
Lineage: Eukaryota; Viridiplantae; Streptophyta; Magnoliopsida; Ericales; Theaceae
Gene: ZF2
Product: zinc-finger protein 2
Biological process (GO): regulation of DNA-templated transcription
Cellular component (GO): nucleus
Molecular function (GO): DNA-binding transcription factor activity; transcription cis-regulatory region binding
Source: RefSeq, a predicted model, not a curated record